AUGCAUGAACAACAUAUGAAAUGUAUAUGGCACGACCAUACAACGGUCGUGGAGAGAUUUCCGAUUAUCCACCAAAAGCCACGAACCCACUUCGGAGUGGGUACAACGACCGGAAGAGAAGAACGAAGAGAGAAGAGAGAAGAGAGAGAAGCAGACGCUGAGAGUGAAGAAGAAACUGAUUGGUCGUCCGCCUCCGUGCUCGCCACCACAAAUCACCACAACCAUGAGCCACCACGGACCGGCGGGAUAGUGUGCACCGUCGUGGUUCGUGGCCACGUCAACAACGAUCAUGUUCGUUGCAGAAAAAAAAAGAGCUGUUUUACCCACACAACUUCCAUGGAUGACGACGGAUUGAACAUGCGAAAUUGGGGGUAUUACGAGCCUUCAUUCAAAGAACAUCUCGGUUUACAACUAAUGUCACCUCUCACAGAUCAUCGAGACACAAAACCUUUCUUAUCUUCCCGAGAUAACCCCCUCAUGAUGAACCAAAACGGAGCAUCAUCCAUGGCGGCGGCUUACCACCACCGCCCACAAAACUGCGUCGUUUCAGAAGCACCGAUACCUCUUCAUUACAUGAGAGACAGCUGGAUACAACGAGAACGACUCCUCCAUAUGCUUCCCGGAAACCCAAAUUUCUCUCUUCUUCCCGAUGCUUCCGCUUCCAAUUCAAUGCACAUGAUGCAACAACAACAACAACAACAACAACAACCCAUCGAUCUCCCAAAAGACACUCUCGACGACAAUAAUGGCGGUGGAGGUGGCGGCGGCGACACUGGCGUAAGUGGUCCUGUGAAGAAAAGAUCAACAACAAACCCUAAAACCCCACGAGCAAAAAAACCGAGAAAAGCUCCAGCUGUACCCAAAGAAAACAGCGGCAACCACCAUGGUCAAAGGUCAAAGGUCGUGAAGAGAAGUAUGGAUGUGGUGAUUAACGGGAUUGACAUGGACAUUUCUGGUAUUCCUAUUCCUGUUUGUUCAUGUACAGGGGCACCUCAGCAGUGUUACAGGUGGGGCUCCGGUGGGUGGCAAUCAGCCUGUUGCACCACCACCAUAUCGAUGUAUCCAUUGCCGAUGAGCACUAAAAGACGUGGGGCAAGAAUUGCAGGGAGGAAGAUGAGUAAUGGCGCUUUCAAGAAAGUGUUGGAGAAAUUAGCAUCCGAAGGUUAUAACUUUGCGAAUGCGAUUGAUUUGAGGCUUCAUUGGGCAAAACAUGGAACUAACAAGUUUGUAACAAUCAGAUAG
This is a messenger RNA of Lactuca saligna, 1242 nucleotides long. The record is from the annotation of a GenBank genome assembly. NCBI's taxonomy places the organism in Eukaryota, Viridiplantae, Streptophyta, Magnoliopsida, Asterales, Asteraceae.